Messenger RNA from Lachancea sp. 'fantastica', 675 nucleotides. The record is from the annotation of a GenBank genome assembly. NCBI's taxonomy places the organism in Eukaryota, Fungi, Ascomycota, Saccharomycetes, Saccharomycetales, Saccharomycetaceae.
AUGCCAGUUGUGCUAGAAGACUACCAGAAAAACUUUCUGGAUUUGGCGCUGGAAAGCCAGGCCCUCAGGUUUGGAUCUUUCACUUUGAAGUCCGGCCGUCAAUCGCCAUAUUUCUUCAACCUUGGCCAAUUCAACACCGGGAAACUUUUGUCGAAUUUGGCCACAGCUUACGCUAUAGCCAUUAUUCAAUCGGACCUUAAAUUCGACGUUAUUUUCGGGCCAGCUUACAAGGGUAUCCCACUAGCAGCCAUUGUGUGUGUUAAACUCGCAGAAAUUGGUGGCACCAAAUUCCAAAACGUGCAAUACUCGUUCAACCGUAAAGAGGCCAAAACUCACGGUGAAGGUGGUAACAUCGUCGGUGCUCCUCUUCAGGACCAGCGCGUCUUGAUCAUUGACGAUGUGAUGACCGCGGGAACAGCCAUCAACGAAGCGUUUGGCAUUAUCGCUCAUAAUAACGGCAUUGUUGUAGGAACCAUCGUGUCUUUGGACAGACAAGAAGUUCUCAGUGUCGAUGCUAAAGAGCGUGUGAGUGCCACACAAGCUGUGUCUCAGAGAUACAACAUCCCGGUAUUGAGCAUUGUCACUUUUGCCAAUAUCAUCCAUUAUCUCGACGGUAAGAUUACCCCCGACGACAAACGCAACAUGGAGGACUAUUUGCAAACAUACGGUGUUUAA